Diaporthe batatas is the source of this 2663-nucleotide messenger RNA. RefSeq lists its product as uncharacterized. Gene Ontology annotation, molecular function: protein binding. The transcript has a single exon. NCBI's taxonomy places the organism in Eukaryota, Fungi, Ascomycota, Sordariomycetes, Diaporthales, Diaporthaceae. The record is from RefSeq and is a predicted model, not a curated record. The coding region runs from base 213 to 2336 and encodes 707 amino acids.
GGAGGACCUCGCUAGCUCUGACGACAUGCGGCCGAUCUGCAGAAGCUUCGCGGUUCUCCGGCGCGUCAGAACCGACAUACCCGCUCUUCACAGGCUUCAAAGCCCUGCCAAAUAUCGUAACCACAUUCAAUUAUCUCUUCUUGGAUUACUAUAUUCUACCAGCCACCCAGGUCGACCACUUUACCGCUUCAACCGCCCGGCGCAAGCCCGCCAUGGACGACUACGAUAAUGAGCAUGACCACGAUUCCAAUGCGAGCUCCGACGAACAGGAGCACGACCAAGAUCAGCAAGAUGACAACAUGACAAUGGAAGACGGGGACGAGAUGGAGGUAGACGAGGACGACGCAUUCAACGAGGAAGAUGAAGACCAAGAUGAUGGCGACAAUGACGGAGAUGGGGACGGAGAUGGGGAUCAAGAUCAGGAGCAGGACCAAGACGGCGAACAGGACGCAGACCAGGAUCAAGAUCAAGAGCAAGAUCAGGAACAGGAAGGCGAUCAAGAGGAAGACAACACCACAAAGGUCGACAGGCCAUCACAUUCGAAGUCCAACUCGAUAGACUCGCCUAUGACGCCGAAAUUCCGUCCAAAGGUCCGACCAGAAGCCAUCACCGCGAAGCUGUACGAUAUCGUGCCGACCAUGGCAGCCCCACAGGCGACAUCUAUCAAUGCCAUCGCCAUCACGCCCGACCUGCGGUAUUGGAUGACGGGCGGGUCAGACGGGUACAUCCGGAAAUACGACGGCCCAGGCACCAUCAACGGCAAGCAACUGUUGACUGUUGCCCAGAGGCACCCCUUUGUCGACAGCGUGACGAAGGCUGGAAUACUCAUGUCGUAUUGGGAGAAUCUGGAACCUGCGCCACCUAACCCAAGGGGCGGUGCAAGUGAUGCUGACCGCGUCCUGUCUCCGGUCUACAGUCUAGCAGUCCAUCGCGACGCCCUGUGGCUUCUGGCUGGUCUGGAGAGCGGUGGAAUCAACCUACACAGUGUGAGACAUGACGAGGGUAAAACCAUACACGUGCUGCAAGAACACAAGAACGCUGUGUCGGUGUUGCAACUGGCACCAGACGAGAAGAGCGUGCUGAGCGGGAGCUGGGACAAAAACAUCCUCGACUGGGAUCUGAAUACCGGCAAGACAAUUCGAGAUUUCAGAGGAAGCGGUGGUCAGAUCUCAGCUCUUGAACCUCGGCCCUUGAGUGGCGCACCGAUCCCUGCAGAAGCAGCACAAGAGAAUGUCCAGAGCGACACGUUCCGCCCCAGCACGCGGACCAAUGGCUUCUUCAGCAACGGGCCCGACUCGGGAGUUCCCAACGGUGGCGCGAUGGCCAACGGCGAUAGCAUGGGAGAUGGCGAGGGGUCUGAUCACGAGUCGCUCUUUGGAAGUCCGGCAGGGUCACUCUUUGGAGACGGUAACAACAACAUGGGCGCAGACAACCCAUUCGGUGGAGACAACGACAACGACGGGUACUCGCAUGCAAUGCUAGAGCCCCUUGAUGAUGCUCCUCACGGAGAUGGCGAUGUGACCAUGGGUGGCGACGUGACAACGGGUGAUGCCUCUCACGACACGACAGACCACCCACCAGCUGAAGCUGCGCCGAGUUCGACCCAAGACACCGCGCAAAAGCAGGCGGAACAACCAUCCGCCUCCGACGCCGCAAGCAAUCAGCUCAAGCCCCAGGACGCAUCGCAAGCCGACCAACAACGACCGUCAACCGCUCAGACCGACGGCGACUCAAAGCAGCCCUCGAUACACUCCCCAACUCUCGUCUUCAACAACCCCGCCCCGGCCCAGUUCGACCCCACACAGACCUCCGAGUCGACUUUCCUCUCCGCCUCAAUGGACGGUGUCCUCCGGAUCUGGGACCGCCGGGUCCCCGCGCCCCUCGCCAGGAUCGGCACGCGGCCCGGCGUCCCGCCCUGGUGCAUGGGCGCCUGCUGGUCGCCCGACGGUAACACCAUCUACGCGGGGCGGCGCAACGGCACGGUGGAGGAGUACAACAUCCACAAGGCCACGUCUAACUGGCAGCCGGAGCGUACCCUCAAGUUCCCCGCCGGCAGCGGUGCCGUCUCGGCCGUGCGGACUAUGGUCAACGGGAGGCACCUGGUGUGUGCCAGCCACGACAUCCUCCGGCUGUAUGACCUGCGGGACCCGCGCGCCUUUAAGCAUGGCGCCGUGCCCUUCUUGAUUAUCCCGGGACCCCCUAGGGCGGGCGUCAUCUCGCAGUUGUAUAUUGAUCCUACGUCCAAGUUCAUGCUUACGGCCGCCGGCACGAGGGGCUGGGAGGGGAGCAGCACGGAGGUACUUAUCGGGUAUGAGAUUGGCUGUGUCAAUAAUUGAUCUUGUCGUAGUGUUUCUUGACAGCGGUGUAGGUUAUGUGUUUUUCUUGGCGUGGGGCUUGGACUUCGGCUUUGGCAAGGUUACUCGCCCAGCCGGUUAGGUCCCAGGUGUUCAGCGGUUUUUGGUGGGUUUGUUUGAAGAGGCGUUUCAGGGGAAAGGAAGCAAAUUACCGUGGUGGUAUUAACGAAAAGUGUUUAAGCGGCGGCACUGGGAGGCUUAGAGUGUGGAGCCAGGCGAUCUGCUUCAUGCUCAAAAUUCUGGUAUCAAUACCCCAUGGCUAUAAUUAUACUUCAAUAAUGUCUCUUCCAAUACGAUGUCUUCACUAGA